AUGUCGCUUUGCAACGACGUCGUGGCUCUCACCACCGCUGCCACCUGGAUGACGCUGAGCGGCACUGCGCUCAGCUCCAGCAUCCACGUCCUCACGCGCGCCUUCAUCGGCUACCUGGUCUUCUGCGUCGUCGACCUGAAGUUCCUGGAGCCGAUCACCGACGACGACGCCGACGACGACGACGACUUCAGCCGCCGCUCCCUCCGCCUCUACUUCUGUGGGGUUGGUCUUCUUGGCCUCCUCACCGCGCACAUCGUCCUCCCCGGUCUCCGUCGCCUCUGGUCCUUGGUCAUCCUCCUGCCCUCGGCGCAGCAGCAGCAGCAGCAGCAGCAGCAGAUGCCCGGCGCUUGGCCUUCGCCCUGGUCCUGGUUCGCGCCGUCGCUGCCGCCCUCUCCUCUGCCUUCACCCGCUCUUGCCAACGGCAACGAGAACUGGGAGGCUGACCAUCUCGCCAAGAUGGACAGUCUCCCAGUGGACUGCUUCAUCUCCCCAGCUGCUCUCGCUGCCCGCGGCAAGCGGGGUUACACUUGCCCUUCAUACGACGACGACGACUCGGCCCACGGGCCCGGCCUCACGCCCGUCACCAAGUCCGCCGCCAAGGGAGAGCCUUUCGUUUUCGGUCUGGGGAUGGGUCCCCUGUUCGCCCCUUCCUUGCCCUCCAUCAUCCAGCCCGCGCCCGCUCCGGCGGAGAAGGAGAAGGAAGAAAAGGAAGCGAAGGAGGAGGAGGAAAGAGAAGAGAACGGAGACCGAGUCCCUUGGACUCACGACGGACUUCUGGACCCUCCCAGCGAGUACGGCUUCCGCGCCCGCUUCCGCGCCGCUGCUGCCGCCGAUGCCGCUCUUCUUGCCGCCCGCGGUCCUGGAGCUCGGUAUAAUGAGGCCGAAGGCGAGGUUCGCGAUGUUGAACGGACGGGUGACAGUGCCUCUCGCCGUCCUGCCAUUUCCGGUUCCUCGUCCUUCCGCCCCAUUUCAUCCCAACGCUACCGGAGUCAGCCAAGCCGCCCUUGCCGUCGUCACCUCUCCUCGUUCCCCGUGACCCAAUCCCCCAGGGUCAUAGUCUUGCCGCCGUCGCCCGUCCUUUCUGCGCCUGUCUCGCCGCUCUCGCCGCCCUUGUUCCUCCUAUCGCGUCGGCGUAAGGGCAACAGAUCGAGAAAGUGGAGAACGAGGAGGCUGCUGAGGUCUGAGUCCAUGAUCGACUUCUCCGGCUUCUAUCCCACGGAUUUCCUGUUCUGA
Messenger RNA from Diplodia corticola, 1233 nucleotides. RefSeq lists its product as uncharacterized. The transcript has a single exon. Bases 1 to 1233 code for a protein of 410 amino acids. The record is from RefSeq and is a predicted model, not a curated record. Lineage: Eukaryota; Fungi; Ascomycota; Dothideomycetes; Botryosphaeriales; Botryosphaeriaceae.